CCCGCCCCUUUCUUUUCGGUCUCGGACGCCAUCUUGCAGGUACACGGUGGAGGCCCGCUGCUUCUCCGUUCUCUUUCACGGGCCGCUCACGGAGCCUUAAUCCGACAAGAUGACCAAUACAAAGGGGAAGAGGAGAGGGACUCGUUAUAUGUUCUCGAGACCCUUCCGCAAACAUGGUGUUGUCCCUCUGGCCACUUACAUGCGCAUUUACAAAAAGGGUGAUAUUGUGGACAUCAAGGGCAUGGGUACAAUUCAGAAAGGCAUGCCCCACAAAUGUUAUCACGGCAAAACAGGAAGAGUGUACAACAUUACCCAGCAUGCUGUCGGUAUCAUUGUGAACAAGAAGGUGAAGGGCAAGAUCCUUGCCAAGAGAAUUAAUGUCCGUAUUGAACAUAUUAAGCAUUCUAAGAGCAGGGACAGCUUCUUGCAGCGUGUGAAGGAAAACGAAAGGAAGAAAAAGGAAGCAAAGGAAAAAGGCACUUGGUUUGAACUGAAACGCCAGCCUGCUCAUCCAAGAGAAGCACACUUUGUGAGAACAAAUGGCAAAGAGCCCGAGCUGCUGGAACCAAUCCCGUACGAGUUCAUGGCAUAAUGUAUAUGAACAAAAUAAAAUCUUUUAGAGAACUGAAA
Sphaerodactylus townsendi is the source of this 630-nucleotide messenger RNA. It is a transcript of the gene RPL21, whose product is annotated as ribosomal protein L21. Bases 110 to 592 code for a protein of 160 amino acids. Gene Ontology annotation, molecular function: structural constituent of ribosome. NCBI's taxonomy places the organism in Eukaryota, Metazoa, Chordata, Lepidosauria, Squamata, Sphaerodactylidae. Gene Ontology annotation, cellular component: ribosome; cytosolic large ribosomal subunit. The transcript has 6 exons. Gene Ontology annotation, biological process: translation. The record is from RefSeq and is a predicted model, not a curated record.